AUGUCGGUCAUUCCUCUGAAGAAUAUCGUUGCGCCUUUGCUUGCGGAGCAGUCCGACAAGUCCCAGGCCCACCAGAAUCUCUCGACCUCCUUUGACCAUGUUGGCAAAGUCUCAUGGUCAAAGGCCCAGCAAAAUGGUACCAAAGCAAAGGGUGGGCUUUCUAUGCUCGAAAAGCCAGAUCAAAACGAUCUGGCGCUACCGAUUGACUCAUGUGACCAUCCACUCUUUCCUCCCCUUCCGUCCUAUGGCGCUCCGAAUUUCGCUCGCGAUCUCCGAAACUAUGCUGUCAGAGCGGUCUCAUUCCUGCUCUCCCUGAUCUUUUUGACUGCGAUAUUCUUGGUAGCAUUGAUAUGUACAGCUCGGACGACAUUACAGAGUGUUAUACCCCGACUGAAACGAGACCACACCGGCUCGCAACGGGUUUUCCAUGUCGAGGAGCGGAUUCGAAAAACAAAAAGAGCGGAUAUAGAUCGUAAAUGGCACAUUAGGCGGCAAAAAAAGCACGUCGACGAAGAACAACGUCCCGACGAUUGUCUUCCCUUGGAAGGCGGCAAGGACAAGAUCAUAUGCGACGUCGCCUACUAUGCCAGACGUGUCGGUCUCGAUGUGGAAACAUUUCGUGUGCAAACCGAGGAUGGCUUCAUAAUUUCUUUAUGGCACGUGUAUAAUCCUCAGGAAUACACAGCUCUAUCUCCAGAGCAGAGACGUGAGCGAGGCCCCACUGUUUUCGGUGCACCCAAGCAAGGGAUUCCAUCUGGGAUUGGGUCUCGUCGUCGAUAUCCCGUUCUGUUGGUUCAUGGGCUUCUUCAAAGUGCUGGCGCGUAUUGCACCAAUGACGAUGACAGUCUUGCAUUCUUUCUGUGCAAAUCGGGAUACGAUGUCUGGCUGGGCAACAAUCGCUGCGGCUUGGAUCCAGAACACACAACUCUUUCGACCUCUGACCCCCGCAUGUGGUCGUGGGACAUUCGGCAUCUUGGAACUCUUGACCUCACAGCGUUGAUCUCGCGUGUUACUUAUGAAACCGGUUUUAGCAAGUUGGGCUUAGUGUGCCAUUCCCAGGGUACCACUGAAACCUUCGUAGCACUGGCCAAAGAACAUCGUGCAGAACUUGGCGAGCGGAUCUCGGUCUUCUGCGCGCUUGCUCCAGCUGCCUAUGCUGGCCCACUCGUUCGCAAGUCUUUUUUCCGGUUCAUGGGUAUUCUCUCACCUGAUUUGUUCCGCAUUGUCUUUGGGAUCCAUGCUUUUAUUCCCUUCAUGAUGACAAUCCGCCGAUUUUGCCCUCCCAGGGUAUAUGGCACUCUCGCCUACUGGGUGUUUUCAUCUCUCUUCGGGUGGACCGAUGCCCGCUGGGAGCGCGAUCUCCGUCAUCGCAUGUUUCAGUUCGCCCCUGUAUAUGUCAGUGCGGAAUCCAUGCGUUGGUGGCUAGGUAGUGAGAGCUUUGCGAAGUAUGGGUUCAUCCUGUCCCCUACUGACGAAUCAACAUCCAAGCUGAACGAAUGCCACCGCACGUUGGCUGGGGCUGAACAUGGUGAUGAUCCCCGAGAUCCAUGUCUCGGUUCCCUGAGAGACAGUGCUUGGUUCGGCCCCCAUACGCCCCCCUUUGCUUUGUGGAUCGGUGGCUCCGAUGCUCUCGUGGACGGCCGACGACUUCUGCGUCGCUUCCAAGAUGGGCUUGAACCUCAUGUACGAGUAGUUCACUCAAAAGUCAUCGAGGAGUAUGAACACCUCGAUGUUAUAUGGGCCAUGGACGCCAUUGAGCAAGUGGGCAAAGAAGUGCGGCAGAUGCUUUGGACGACCAUGCCUCAAAAUGCUCGUCGCAUAUGUUGCAUUCCGAGCGGGGUUCAUUUGGGCCAGCUGGACGAUCAGAUGACAAUCACAGACUCGGACGAACUUCCAUACAAUUAA
Penicillium pulvis is the source of this 1905-nucleotide messenger RNA. RefSeq names its product putative ab-hydrolase associated lipase. Gene Ontology annotation, biological process: lipid metabolic process. Lineage: Eukaryota; Fungi; Ascomycota; Eurotiomycetes; Eurotiales; Aspergillaceae. The record is from RefSeq and is a predicted model, not a curated record. The transcript has a single exon. The coding region runs from base 1 to 1905 and encodes 634 amino acids.